AUAAUUGGUUACGAAAGUGUUUAAUUGUACAAUCAUGUAACAACUCCGGGAAAAUUAAGUAAAAAUUAAUACUGAAAAAUGUUUUAAUAGCAUAAUGAGGUGCUGCUAAUGACAGUCAACACGAUUUUUCAUCAUUAGACUUGUGACAACGAUGGCUACCAUAUCGGAAAGUUUCAAUAUAAAUUUUAUCUGCCUAAGAAUUUUUGGUGUGAUAUGGCCAGGCAAAAACUUAAGUAUAUACUUUAAAUUCUAUUCAGGCUUUUACAUUUUCACAACAUUAAUAGUAUAUUACGUACUUCUCAUAUUAAACCUGUUCUAUACGCCCAGAAAUAUCGAGUUAUUGAUUCGCGAAAUAUUAUUCUGUUUUGCCGAAACAUCGGCAGUCUCGAAGGCUGUCAUGAUUUUUCUUAACCAAAAACCUUUAGUGAGAGCUUUUCAUAUUCUCGACUGUGAACAUUUCAAAGGCGAAGACGAUAGAAGCAGAAAAAUUGUAAGUCAAUAUAUCGCCAAGUAUAAAACUUAUUGGAAAUUUGUCGCGGUUUUGUCUCAUAUGUCGUAUUUAUGCAAAAUCUUCAUACAGAUUGGCUAUUGUUUCUAUGGUCAAGUGGAAUUGCCAUUUUACAAUUAUUAUUUUCUUCAAAAAGAGACUAUUGAUCGGUAUUUUGUAUUUUUGUGGCUAUAUCAGGCUUGCGGGAUUUAUGGACACAUGUUAUAUAAUAUGAAUGUAAAUACAUUAAUAGCAGGAUUAUUUUUGAUAGUCGUUGCCCAAGUAGAAAUCCUUGACCAUGAAUUUAGGAGUUUAAAAGUUGAUAAUAGUAGCGAAGAAGUACAAGUUAUAAAAUUAAAUAAAUGUUUGAGACAUUACGAAAUCCUCUUACAAUAUUCAAAUGAGGUUCAAGAUAUAACAAGCGUUACUAUGUUUGUUCAGUUCACUGUGGCUUCAGGAUCCAUUUGUGCAAUAUUAUGCAGCCUUUUAUUGCCUAAAACAUUUGGUGAACUUAUGUCAUUAUUACUUUUCAUGUCUACUUAUGCGUUUGUGGUGAUUCUGGAGAUUUUUAUUCCUUCUUAUCUUGGAACACAGCUCCGCCAUAAAAGUCAAAAGCUAGUCAACGCAGCUUACUGCUCGGAGUGGAUAGCUAGAUCAGAAAGCUUUAAGCGAAGCCUUAAGCUUUUCAUGUUACGGGCCAACAUUCCCAUCCACUUCAGCGGAUGUGGACUUUUUCCUUUAACCCUGGAUACGUUUACUUCGAUUAUGAAAAGCGCAUAUUCAUUUUUCACGUUAGUGAGAAAUUUUCAGAAUCACGAAAAAUAGUUGACGAUGUUAUCUUGCAGCAUAUCUUCUUAAUACGCACAUAAGUUUUAGAAGUUAUCA
Pieris napi is the source of this 1372-nucleotide messenger RNA. Its product is annotated as odorant receptor 42a-like. Gene Ontology annotation, molecular function: odorant binding; olfactory receptor activity. NCBI's taxonomy places the organism in Eukaryota, Metazoa, Arthropoda, Insecta, Lepidoptera, Pieridae. The transcript has 5 exons. Gene Ontology annotation, biological process: detection of chemical stimulus involved in sensory perception of smell; sensory perception of smell. Bases 152 to 1312 code for a protein of 386 amino acids. Gene Ontology annotation, cellular component: plasma membrane. The record is from RefSeq and is a predicted model, not a curated record.